Messenger RNA from Vanessa tameamea, 911 nucleotides. It is a transcript of the gene Nep1, whose product is annotated as ribosomal RNA small subunit methyltransferase NEP1. The record is from RefSeq and is a predicted model, not a curated record. The transcript has 3 exons. Gene Ontology annotation, biological process: rRNA base methylation. Gene Ontology annotation, cellular component: nucleolus; small-subunit processome. Gene Ontology annotation, molecular function: rRNA binding; rRNA (pseudouridine) methyltransferase activity. NCBI's taxonomy places the organism in Eukaryota, Metazoa, Arthropoda, Insecta, Lepidoptera, Nymphalidae. The coding region runs from base 159 to 869 and encodes 236 amino acids.
AUUUGUUUUUUUGAAUUUUCUUUCAUCAAAAUACACGUGGUUUGGUUAACCAUAUACCAUUAUAACAGAUGAAAAAUCCUUAAACGAUAACAAAGAUAAAGAGUUUAUUAAAAGCAAAUAGGAAAUUCUCAACGUUGCAAAGUAAAACGGUUUUUAUCAUGGGUAAAAAGAGAAAACUUGGAUCAAAUAAUGAUGAUUUUGAAUUUGAUCCAAUUCCAAGGCAUUUGGUUACAUCGCAUAUCAAAAAACAAGAGAAACGUUUAAUAGUUAUUUUAGAAAACGCUCAGUUAGAAACAGUAAAGGCAGGGAAUAGUUUCGAGCUCUUAAACUGUGAUGAUCAUGCCCAUAUUUUGAGGAAAAAUGACAGAGAUCCAGGUUCAUGUAGGCCUGACAUUGCUCAUCAAUCAUUACUUAUGUUAAUGGAUUCACCUUUGAAUAGAGCGGGCUUGUUGCAAGUGUACAUACAUACAGAAAAAAAUGUUUUAAUUGAAAUCAAUCCACAAACAAGAAUACCAAGAACAUUUAAAAGAUUUGCUGGUUUAAUAGUGCAACUUUUACAUAAGUUUUCAAUAAGAGCAUCUGAUGGUCCAAUGAAGUUAUUGAAAGUAAUCAAGAAUCCUAUUACUUCACAUUUGCCUGUGGGUGCUACUAAAUUAACCAUGUCAUUCAGUUCAAAACUUGUAAAGAAUUGCCGAGAAUUGGUACCAAAGGAUGAACCAAUUGUUUUAGUGAUUGGUGCUAUGGCUCAUGGUAAAGUUGAAGUAGAUUAUUCAGAAGAUGUCAUCUCUAUCAGCAAUUAUCCACUAUCAGCUGCAUUAACUUGUGCUAAGUUGUGUUCCGCCUUUGAAGAAGUUUGGGGAGUAGUCUAAAGAUUAUUGUAUAAAACUACUAUUAAAAAUUCAUUAAAUACA